Penicillium daleae is the source of this 492-nucleotide messenger RNA. RefSeq names its product histone H3 family protein. The coding region runs from base 1 to 492 and encodes 163 amino acids. Gene Ontology annotation, molecular function: structural constituent of chromatin; DNA binding; protein heterodimerization activity. The record is from RefSeq and is a predicted model, not a curated record. Lineage: Eukaryota; Fungi; Ascomycota; Eurotiomycetes; Eurotiales; Aspergillaceae. The transcript is spliced from 2 exons. Gene Ontology annotation, cellular component: nucleosome.
AUGCCACCCACGCCCAAAGCAAGAAAGACCGGAGUCGCAAAAGCACCCGCAGCGAAGAUCACCACAGCCGGCCCAGCCAGCGGCGUGCGCAAAUCCACAACAGCAGGAAAACGACCCGCCGGAAAGAGAGCCUCAAAUGUACAACCGGGCGACCCAACACCAACCGGCAAAAAACGCCGCUACAAACCCGGCACAGUCGCCCUCAAAGAAAUCCGCCGCUACCAACGCUCCUAUGACCUCCUAAUCGCCAAGCUCCCCUUCGCCCGCCUCGUCCGCGAAGUCGCCCUCGAUUUGCUCCCCGCCGACGUCGGCGCUGAACUCCGCUGGCAGUCGCAUGCGAUCCAGGCGCUACAGGAAGCCGCCGAGGCGUUUAUGGUGCAUUUAUUCGAGGAUACGAAUUUGUGCGCUAUCCAUGCGAAGCGGGUGACGAUUAUGCAGAAGGAUAUUCAGCUUGCGAGGAGGAUUCGUGGGGUUUGGGCGGGUCUUGGUUGA